UCUCGGCGUCCAGGAGAUUGCGAGAAGAUGAUGCGACUGAGCAGAGCGAAUGCAUAAUUGGCCUAUCUUAGUCAUAGCUUUUCACUUGCCUUGUCUAGUUUCUUGCCAAAUUGCUGUUUAAUGUCGAAGUGUAAGCAGAGCGCUGUAGAAACUGAUUAGGAGCAACGGCAGGAGAAGAGAGGAGCCGUCACUGAAAGGAGUUGGCGCAUCAAAUUGCACCGGAUGUCAUUACACGCUCUUAAAUAUCGAGAACUAUAAACAAGACCAAAGGCAGAGCCAUGGAGGCUGUAACACAUCUGGUGAAUGACAGUGUAGAAUUUUACAAAUGGAGCCUUACUAUAGCAGACAAGAGGGUGGAGAGCUGGCCGAUGAUGUCAUCUCCCUUCCCCACUCUGGCCAUCAGCUGCCUGUACCUGCUCUUCCUGUGGGCAGGGCCUAGAUACAUGCAGGACCGCCAGCCCUAUACACUCAGGAAGACCCUCAUAGUCUACAACUUCAGCAUGGUGGUCCUCAACUUCUACAUCGCCAAAGAGCUCCUACUAGGCUCUAGAGCAGCCGGGUACAGCUACCUCUGUCAGCCUGUCAACUACUCGAAUGAUGUCAAUGAAGUCAGGAUAGCGUCUGCUCUUUGGUGGUACUACAUUUCCAAAGGAGUGGAAUUCCUGGACACAGUCUUUUUCAUCCUGAGGAAGAAGUUCAACCAGGUCAGCUUCCUCCACGUCUACCACCACUGCACCAUGUUCAUCCUCUGGUGGAUUGGUAUCAAGUGGGUCCCUGGUGGACAAUCUUUUUUUGGUGCAACCAUCAACUCUUCCAUCCACGUCCUCAUGUACGGUUACUAUGGCCUGGCCGCCUUGGGACCUCAGAUGCAGAAGUACCUCUGGUGGAAGAAAUACCUCACCAUUAUUCAGAUGAUCCAGUUCCACGUGACCAUCGGCCACGCCGGCCACUCCCUCUACACAGGCUGCCCUUUCCCCUUCUGGAUGCAGUGGGCUCUGAUUGGCUACGCUGUCACCUUCAUCAUCCUCUUCGCCAACUUCUACUACCACGCUUACCGAGGCAAACCUUCCUCACAUAAGGGAGGCAAGCCCGUCACAAACGGCACCUCUAUGGUAACUAACGGUCACAGCAAAGUGGAGGAAGUGGAGGAUAAUGGAAAGAGGCAAAAGAAAGGAAGAGCGAAAAAGGAGUAAAGAGGGAGAGGGGCUUUGCUUGGUGAUAAACAGAAAGAGUACAGUUAUUUUAAGGGCCAGAGAAGGAGGGAGGGGAGGGAAGGGAUAGAGAGAAGUUCAAACCAGACAACCAUCCCUGCAAAGAAUUGCAGUGUGUGUUUGUGUCUGUAAUGGCUUCUGGUUUUGACAGGAAGAGGGUUGUUUGUCUCCAUUACAGUUUUUUUUAUCAAGAAAAUUGAAAUGUUGAUCAUGUAGGCUCCGUGCUGUUCUGUCCAACUGUUUUGGACCAUAAUAUGACCAAAAUGUUUAAGGGCCUACAAACUGCUCAGCAUCCACUAACUUAUAAACCAAAAUUCACCUCCAACUUUUUUACACUGAAUUCCAGUAUUGUUUUAUUUGAAAGCUUAAAUAGUCUUUAAUAUGCUAAUUUAUUUUCUAGUGCUCUAAAAUAUUUUAAGGAAUUUAACUAUUACAACAAAAGAACAUGCAAAGGUUUAUACCAAAGGCUUUUUUGGGGAUUUGUUUUGUUUACGAAUACUUAGAGUUGAAAAAAGUUUAGAAGAAUGAAAAAAAAAACGCGUUACAAAGUUCUCAUAUCUGCCAUCUACUGUAUUUGAUUACUCAGAUUACAAAGGCUCUUUAUUUCUCUACACCAUCUACCAAACGAACUUGUCAUGGACUUAACAUGUCUUUGCUGUCUCAUACUGAUGUAUCUGUGCUGCAUUUACAAAAUCAAAUGCUAUUUCCUUUGUGUUCAUUGUGAAUUCAAAACUUGGUUUUAAACACACGGGGUGGGCGGGGACAGUAGGUCCUUUUAGUAUUUAUGCAAAUUUGUGGAUACCUUUGUUACACUACAUAUUUUUUUGUGGGUCCUCAUGAUUUAUUUCUUUUUGCUGUGCGAUGUAGCCGAGGUGCAAGAAUAAGAGAUUGAAAUUCAGCUCAAUAUCGUCUCACUGCCACGUAGGACUGAAGGGAAAUUCAUCCUGAAAAGAGCUUUUUUUUUAAGGAAACAAACGGUAAUUUCAUUGUCUUAUUAAUUAAUGAAAUGGACACAGCUUGUUGCUGCACAUAUAAUUGAAAUAAAGACAGUGUCAGCACCCCAUA
Molecule: messenger RNA, 2276 nt
Organism: Thunnus maccoyii (southern bluefin tuna)
Lineage: Eukaryota; Metazoa; Chordata; Actinopteri; Scombriformes; Scombridae
Gene: elovl4b
Product: ELOVL fatty acid elongase 4b
Exons: 7
Coding region: 279-1193 (304 amino acids)
Biological process (GO): fatty acid elongation, polyunsaturated fatty acid; sphingolipid biosynthetic process; very long-chain fatty acid biosynthetic process
Cellular component (GO): endoplasmic reticulum membrane; endoplasmic reticulum
Molecular function (GO): fatty acid elongase activity
Source: RefSeq, a predicted model, not a curated record